Molecule: messenger RNA, 453 nt
Organism: Penaeus chinensis
Lineage: Eukaryota; Metazoa; Arthropoda; Malacostraca; Decapoda; Penaeidae
Product: glycine-rich cell wall structural protein 2-like
Exons: 4
Coding region: 1-453 (150 amino acids)
Source: RefSeq, a predicted model, not a curated record
AUGCUAGUCUUUGAAGUGAAUAAGUUUGCAGCUCUUGGAGCCAUGGUCAUUACCCCGGUCAUUUUCAUGGUGUUGCUUCAUGGCAGUGUCGUCUACUAUAAGAAAGGAACGAACGGCGACCAACGCGUAGCCCUCGUAGCAGUACUUGUGCUGGUGAUGGUCGCCAUGGCAAUGGCAGACCCCGACCCCGGAUAUGGGAAAGGGCAUGGCGGCUAUGGACACGGAGGGUACGGCAAGGGCCACGGCCAUGGAGGAUACGGUAAAGGCCAUGGACAUGGAGGGUAUGGUAAGGGCCAUGGCCAUGGUGGAUACGGCAAAGGACAUGGCCAUGGCGGAUACGGCAAAGGACAUGGCGGAGGUUACGGGCACGGAGGAUAUGGCAAAGGUCACGGCGGAGGUUAUGGACAUGGAGGGUUAUCAUUAGCAGCAGAGAACUACACCUCCGUGAUGUAA